Sinocyclocheilus grahami is the source of this 246-nucleotide messenger RNA. RefSeq names its product 60S ribosomal protein L15-like. Gene Ontology annotation, biological process: cytoplasmic translation. NCBI's taxonomy places the organism in Eukaryota, Metazoa, Chordata, Actinopteri, Cypriniformes, Cyprinidae. The transcript is spliced from 2 exons. Gene Ontology annotation, cellular component: cytosolic large ribosomal subunit; ribosome. The record is from RefSeq and is a predicted model, not a curated record. Gene Ontology annotation, molecular function: structural constituent of ribosome; RNA binding. The annotation marks the transcript as partial.
AAAGCCCGCCGGCUGGGAUACAAGGCCAAGCAGGGCUACGUCAUCUACCGCAUACGUGUGCGCCGUGGAGGCCGCAAGCGCCCCGUGCCUAAAGGUGCCACCUACGGCAAACCCGUGCACCACGGCAUCAACCAGAUCAAGUUUGCACGCAGCCUGCAGUCCGUAGCCGAGGUAUGCGAGCAGCCUGAGAGGCGAGCUUGCUCUCUAGCAUCUCGCUGCUUCGUUCAGUGAAAGUGAUCGACAAUG